This is a messenger RNA of Oncorhynchus tshawytscha (Chinook salmon), 1576 nucleotides long. Its product is annotated as secreted frizzled-related protein 1-like. The coding region runs from base 274 to 1206 and encodes 310 amino acids. Lineage: Eukaryota; Metazoa; Chordata; Actinopteri; Salmoniformes; Salmonidae. The record is from RefSeq and is a predicted model, not a curated record. The transcript has 3 exons. Gene Ontology annotation, molecular function: Wnt-protein binding. Gene Ontology annotation, biological process: non-canonical Wnt signaling pathway; canonical Wnt signaling pathway; negative regulation of canonical Wnt signaling pathway.
AGCUGCCAUACUCCAGGCAGUUAUCUUUACAGGCGGUUGUGUGAGUCAGUCCCUGCAGAAGGGAACAGAACAGCGGGGGUGCAACAAGAGGAGGCAGGAGUGGAGUUAUACUGAAACCUGAAACUUUCUAUUCAGAGAACAUUUAUCCACUGGACUCUUGGAGCGUUUCUACAUUUAUUUUUUCUCUUGAAGCAGGUCUGUUCUAUUCUAUACUGAAAGCUCCAGUGAGUUGCAUUUGACUUUUAUCCUGUAGACUCUCCUCUGUUGUGAACAAUGAGGUCCAUUGAACCUUUGUGCCGUUGGAGAAUCAUCCCCCUGGCUUUGACCAUGGCAGUGGUGUCCACGAGCAGAGCCUCUGAGUAUGAAUACCUGAGCUGGAAAUCGGACUUGUACAAUGGUGGCCGCAGCUAUGGCAAGCCUCCUCAAUGUGUGGAUAUCCCAGAGGACCUGAGGCUGUGCCACAAUGUGGGCUACAACCAGAUGCUGCUGCCUAACCUACUGGAGCAUGAGACUAUGGCUGAGGUGAAGCAGCAGGCGGGCAGCUGGGUGCCCCUGGUGCAUAAGAGCUGCCACCCGGGUACCCAGGUGUUCCUCUGCUCCCUGUUUGCCCCAGUGUGCCUGGAGCGCCCCAUAUACCCCUGCCGCUGGCUGUGUGAGGCUGUACGAGAUGGCUGCACCCCUAUCAUGGAGUCCUUCGGCUUCCCCUGGCCUGAGAUGCUCACCUGUGACAAGUUUCCCCAGGAUGACGUGUGCAUUGCCAUGACUGCACCCAACGCCACUGAAGCUACCAAGCCCACAGGUUAUUCCCCCAUAUGUCCCCCAUGUGACAAUGAAAUGAAAACAGACAUCAUUCUAGAGCACAUGUGUGCCAGCGAGUUUGCUAUCAGGACCAAGAUCAAGGAGGUGAGACGGGAAGGCAUGGACCGCAAGGUAAUUCUGCAGAAGAGGAAGAAGCCAUUGAAACUGGGAAACCUAAAGAAGAAUGACCUAAAAAAGCUGGUUCUGUACCUGAAGAAUGGAGCCGACUGCCCUUGCCAGCAGCUGGAUAACUUGGGCAACACUUACCUGAUCAUGGGGCGCAAGGUGGACACGCAGUUCCUCCUGACGGGCAUCCACAAGUGGGACAAGUCCAGCAAAGAGUUCAAAAAGGCCAUCAAGAAACUCAAGACCCACAAGUGUCCAGCUUUCGAGAAUGUCUUUAAAUAAUCAGACCCAACUUUUUUAGAAGCAUCUCAUCAUCAUGAUACACAAGAACUUGCACAACCAACAAUCCACAUUUUGUUUUUGUUCAUAUAUCUAUAUAAACUGUAUAUCUUUCUAUAUUUACAGUCCUGCUUUACAUUUUUCCACCAUCCAUUUUGCAGUGGAGCGUUGUGAUCAUUGAGACCUCCUGCUAUAGUGGUUUCCAGUUAUCUGAAAAAGUUAAUGACACUGCACCCUCUUCCUCCUCUAUUGAAACCAUUUCCACUUCGUAUAUGUAGAUACAGUGCCUUGCGAAAGUAUUCGGCCCCCUUGAACUUUGCGACCUUUUGCCACAUUUCAGGCUUCAAACAAAGAUAUAAAACUGUAUUUUUUU